Messenger RNA from Lycium ferocissimum, 3656 nucleotides. RefSeq names its product F-box/LRR-repeat protein At3g03360-like. The record is from RefSeq and is a predicted model, not a curated record. Gene Ontology annotation, molecular function: protein binding. NCBI's taxonomy places the organism in Eukaryota, Viridiplantae, Streptophyta, Magnoliopsida, Solanales, Solanaceae.
AUGGCUUCCAACAAAAAUCGCAGAAGCAGUAAUUUGAGAGAUUCAAUUUCCAAGAAACAAAAAAACGAAGUUGAAGAAGAAACCCUAGAUAGAAUCAGUCACUUGCCAGACGCACUGUUGGUACAAAUUCUCUCUCUUUUGCCCACCAAAGAUGCGGUCACAUCAUGUGUUCUCUCAAAGAGGUGGCGUUAUCUCUGGACUUCUAUUUAUAACUUCCUUUUCAUUGAUCGAAAUUACAAUAAUGCCCAAAGUUUCAUAUCCUUUGUGGACCACGUUUUAACUCAUUCCACUUGUUCCAAAAUCAAAAAAAUCCACUUCUAUUUUCAUCAUGGAGACUGGGUAUUUGAUUCCAAAAUUAGCCAAUGGCUCAGUUUUGCUGUGGAAAACAAAGUGGAAGAUGUUGGCUUACAUUCAUACCCAUCUCCUGAUGAACACUCUUAUGAGUUGCCUCUGUGUAUGUACACUUGUUCGUCAUUGAUUACAUUGUAUUUGAGCCAUUGGGUGUUUGAUAAAGGAUUGCUAAUAGCUUGGAACUCUCUAAAGAGCCUAAAGCUGUACUCAACAGAGUUAAAAGAUGAUGAUAUUGUGAUCUUACAGUCAAGUUGUCCUGUUUUGGAAACUUUGGAGCUGUCAUUUUGCAUGGGUUGUCAUCAUUUAGAAAUUACUUCUUCAAAUUUAAAGAGAAUAACGAUAGACUCCCAUUUCCAUCAUCGGUUGGUAGGAUAUGGUUCUCUGGAAAUUUUUGCACCACAUCUUCAGCAUUUGGAUAUUUCAGGAGAACUUUUUAAUGUCAAGUGUAGGCUUGUAAAGUCCUCUUUGGUUAUUGCCAGCCUCACUUUUUGCAUUACCUGUAUCACCGACUGCUGGGAGGAAGAUGAUAUUGAGGAAGACAGUUGUCGUGAUCAUCAUCAAGAUAUCAGCAACCUUAUUCUGGACUAUCUUGAAAAGUUGAGUUAUGUGACUGAGCUAAUAAUUGCAAGUUGGUUUGCAGAGGUCGUGUUCAUGAUGAAACUCGAAGGAGUGAUGCUUCCAGAAUUGAGAUGUAAAUUUCUAACUCUAAAGUUGCAUGUAUCGAAGUAUAAUCUGUAUGGGAUAGCCAGUCUUUUGCAAACCUCGCCUCUUUUGGUGUCACUCAACAUACACAUCAAAUCUGAGAUCAUAAUUUCUCUUGAUUUUUUUUGGUUAAAUUUAUCAAUAGGAGCUCUUAUUGAUGUUUUUAUUUAUAGGAAUCAAAGAAUCCAACAACAAAGUAUAGUACAUAAUGUUCAAAAUUUGAACUAGCUAAAAUAAGGAAAAAGCCUCCUAUUGAAAGAACACUUGUGAAUUUGUGAUGCUUGUUUUCCUCCUUUGUUGCACCUUUUGUAUCCUGCUUUUUUGAUCCUGUUGAUGCUCCAAAUUGACAAAUAUCAGCAUAAAACCAGAAAACAGCAUCAACUGCAGUUUCUGGACCUGUUGUUCACUGCUCAUUACCAUCAUUCAACCAAUCUUCUUAGUUUUGAUCCUAAUAUUUGGAUAGUUGAACUUGUCCAUAUUUAAAAUCUUCUUUCCAUAAGGAGGAAAAUCUUCAAAUUCCUUAUAGUCUACCAUGCCCUUAUGAAUUGCUUGAUUUGCUUUGCCAAAGUGUUACCCUGUCUUAGAACAAGAUGAAAACUGACUUGACACUCCUAUUGCUUUGUUUUGACAUCUUCCACUAGUGUGAUCAGUUGCCAAGGUGCAUCCCAUUUAUCGUCCAGGAUAUUCUUCAUGACUCUGUUUCUAGCCAAAUCUGUUGAAUAACUACUGCUACACAAUGAUAUAUUGCUUCCUUGAUUGCCACCGCUUCAGCUUCAAUGUUUAUGGCUUCUUGUAUUUGCCUUCCUUGAUCGUAUAUCAGAUCACCUUGGUAAUUCCUCAGAUAGUAUCCAAAUGAACUUCUUCCUGGAUUUCCUUUGCUUGCACCAUCUCUAUUGCACUUGAUUAUUCCAGGAGGUGGCUCCCAAUGUAUGAACAUGUACUGCAAUUUUGCUCUAUAAUUCUCCAGAUAUUGAAUUAUUGCGGUAAAUUUGAAGGAACUGAGUUCAGCUUUGGGUAAGUGGUUUGCACCAGUUGCCAAAUAGUCCUAUUAACCAGAUGCAUCAUACUGUUGAAACUCAUUUUUCCUCCAUGCUUUAUAGCAUUUCUUCUUUUCAGCAAAGUCCACACAAUAAUAGCAGGUACAACAUGUAUUAUUGGCUUCAAAAUUGGUCUGCAUGCACUGUCCUACAAAAUUAGCAAACAUUCUCCCCAGUUUUAAAGAUGUGGAAGAGGUUAGAAAAAUAUUGGAUAGAGUCUCCUGGUGAGGAUCUAUGCAGCACCAACAUUUGGUUGGUAAAUAUACUCCUAUCCUUCUCAGUAUAUCAGCACUGGGCCGCCUGAACUUCCAUGCCCUCCAUAACACAAAAAGUACUUGAAUGGUAACUGUUUCCUCCACAUUUGGCCAUAUAUUUUCAGUUUCUCCUCCUUAUAUCUCACAUACUCCCAAGCACUUUUAACUGGGAACUUGCCAUUCUUAUCUAACAACCACCAUCGCCUAUCAAUUCCUUAUUUCUCUUGAUUUAUGCUUUUCUCUCUAAAGGAGUUUCUUAAGGAGAAUGCAAAUAUAAUAUCAUUAAGAAUAUUUUGUCACCAUAGAACUAAAAAUUAAAUGCUUAGGAUAGUUUCUUUCUAUCCGGUAGACGGGUCAAGAAAGGACAAUAAUCAUUGACAACUAAACUUGUUUUUGCUUGGUUUAUGUACUGCAUGAGUAUUUCUGAUAGGCCUUUCCCCGGACACCAUGCAUAGCGGGAGCUGAGUGAACAGGGGUGCCCUUCAUUAGCUAUUAUAUAAUCAUUUUGCUGAGAACUGUUCAACCUUUAUGGGUUUUGAGAAUUGUUCUACUUUGAGAUCAUUUAGUUUGUCUUCUGUGGUAUAUAUCCAUAAGACUGUAUACCCACUUUGGAUCCUGAUUUUAUUCUUAGUUACAGUGUGGCGAUCCCCCCUUCCAGCUUGAGCAAAACUAUUUCGCCGAAGUAGAUAACAUCAAUUUGCCGAGUUGGAUUCCAAACAGUGUGUUUCCCAAUCUCAAGAAUGUUAAGAUUGUCAGAUGCGGAACAGAAUGUUUGAAUAAGUGGUCUGAAGGGGGUUUUUGUAAGCUUUAUGAACUUUCUAAGUUUCUACUAAAGAAUGCAGUGGCUUUGCAGAAGUUUGUUAUCGUGGCAAAGAGAAGAAAGUGCUAGACUUAUUCAAAGAGCUGUAUGUCCCGGCAUUUAUCAUGAUUGGCUAAGAAAUUGUUAGACACCCAAAGAUCAUCAAAGAAUUUUAUGAUUAUUUACCAAGAGUUAGCAUGAUCAGACUGGCAUUGUUCUUUUUUUUUUUUUUUUUUUUUUUUUGUUUUGUUUCGGCACUCUAGAAAUAGCUAUGUUUUAGCUUUUGAUUUAGUGCAUAUGUAAGUUUAUACUUGUGGCAUUCCAAAUGUUAUGAUGUCUGCCUGGUUUCUUACAAGCCUUUAUAUUUUGCACUCUGACAUUGCAUAUGUGCUUGGAAUUUUCAGCAACUUUUGUUUUUCUUGAACUGUCAAGAUUGCCAACCUACAAAUUAAACCACAUGUUAUCAUAAUAAUUAGGCCCUUGAAAUGCUUUUUUUUCCCCUUCCUUUUGUCA